AUUAGUCAAUAGGGGAUGGGUGGUUUGCUUUACAAAUUGCUACAUUUGAGAUGCCUGUGGGACAUGGAUGAAAAGGGGUUGUUUAUGACGUUGGGAAGCUCAGGUUUCUCAGCCCGCACCUUUCACUUCAUGGCCAGGAACUCUGGAGAACACUACUAAUCGUUAAGAGAUGGGUUAGAAAAAGAAUUCUUGAAGGAGACUGAGAAGGAUGGCGUGAGAGGAAGAAAGAAAAUCCAGAGAGUGACAUAGAAAAUAAAUGAUAAAGAAUGUCCAACAGCUUCAAACGGCGUCUAAAGGUUAAGUUAGAAGACCUGGAAAUUCCUCACGUGAGUUUGGCAAUUAAGAUAAUGAUGGCCACAUUGCCAUUUUCUUCGGGAGCAGAACCCGCAGGGCAGAGCACGAAGGAGGAAGUGGAGACGAUGGAUUAUAUUGCCUUUUUCAAAAAAACUUGGCCGUUAACGGAAAAGGAGGGAUGGUGUAAGAGCGGGACGGGAGGACGUCUCAGCACGUUUAUAGCUAAAGCGAAGCCCAGAGGGUGGAGCAGACGGAAGCGCAAACCCCUUCUCGCCCUUGCAGCUCUGCCAGCCCUCCCCCCACGUGACCGGGAGGCAGCCUGUGCAGCCCCGGCCUGGAGGGACUACAGCCCCCAGAAGGCCCCGCGGCGCGGGUGGGGGGAGGAGUCGAGGCCUGGCGCGCGCCCCAGCGGCGCGAGCGGAAGAGCAAGAGCUUCGAGGAGGUGGCGGAAGCGGAGAGCGACGGCACGCCCGGUAACGAGUAGCCCCACGUCCCUGUCCUUUCCUGCCUCUACACCCUUAGCUGGGGCUGGUCGCUCCACUUCUCCCCACACACUUUGGACAAGACUUCCUUUCUCUUUUUCCUCGGUUUCUAGAUCUGAAAAACGGGGCUAAUUUGGCCUGCCUGCCUUCAGUGUUGUGGGCGUCAGCGGAUAAUAUGUGAUACGUGGGUGAAAGCAUGUAUCAGAUAUAACUUUAUCCUCCUGUCUCCAGUCUAGGUCAGUUGAAUUUUAAAACCACGUUCAUGUCUUUGAAACUCGAUUAUAAACAUGACCAUGCUCUUUGUGAAAAGCAAAUGAUUUAAUAAAUAAGGGGAAGUGA
Messenger RNA from Felis catus (domestic cat), 1115 nucleotides. RefSeq lists its product as uncharacterized. The transcript has 2 exons. The coding region runs from base 267 to 908 and encodes 213 amino acids. Lineage: Eukaryota; Metazoa; Chordata; Mammalia; Carnivora; Felidae. The record is from RefSeq and is a predicted model, not a curated record.